AUUAGGCGCAAAGCAAAUGCUCGGAAUCUCGCCGAUACUGGUAAAACCUGAAACCUAUGGUUGUUUUUUUCGACGCCGCAGGGAGGGCGACUUAGAUGAUUAGAGAUGUAAUUUUUUUAAAGACUUAACUGCACAGCUGGAGACUCUGAUUAAUGAUAGAGGACGCUGGGACAUAUUUACAGUGUUUUAUAAUUGAGAGAUAACCGUCUCGGUAGUAGUUGAACUACAUUUGUGAUAGAAAACAUCGAAUCAUGUUAGUGAUACCGAGAUUUCCUGCUGUGUUCUGGUUCAUAACAGGUAUUUUGGCUUCUAACGCCCAAGAAUGUGGACGACCACCAUUAAUGCAGGACAGGAUUGUGGGCGGGCUGAAUUCGUUAGAAGGCGAGUGGCCGUGGCAGGUGGAUGUACAGAAACACCCUGAUGGUCAUAUCUGUGGAGGCUCUCUGAUCACGGAAAACUGGGUUCUAUCUGCAGCACAUUGUUUCCCCAAUCCAUCUGAUGUUAGUUCUUACACCCUCUAUGUUGGUCGCUACCAGCAGAAUAACGUCAAUCCAUACGAGUCCUCACAUAAAGUGAAACAGAUCGUGGUGCCAUCUGGUUAUACUGACCCUUACAGUGGAAAGGAUGUGGCGCUGGUGGAACUGGCCAGCCCUGUUACCUGGUCAGAUUAUGUCAGUCCUGUAUGCUUACCCACCUCUGACACCCUGUUCCCAAGUGGCAUGAUGUGCACUGUCACUGGCUGGGGGAACAUCAGGGAUAAUGUCCCUCUGCCAGGAGUCGGGACUCUGCAGAAAGUGCAGGUGCCAAUCAUCUCCCAGAGUUCAUGUCAGGAGAUGUACCAAACAAAGCCGACGGAGCAGUUGGACAUCUUGUAUGACAUGAUCUGUGCUGGAUACCAGGAGGGCGGCAAGGACUCCUGCCAGGGUGAUUCAGGAGGACCUCUUGUUUGUCAGAUGGUAAACGGGUCCUGGGUUCAGGCUGGGGUGGUGAGUUUUGGAACUGGCUGUGCUAACGCAAACAAGCCAGGUGUGUAUACCAGGCUAACCAGCUACUCAGAUUUCAUUAGAAGCACAAUACCAGAGAUUCAACUCUAUGGCCAUGCUAAUCAAAACAAGUGUGCAGGGGCUCUUGUUGUGUUGCUCAGCUGUGUGAUCGCUCUAGUGAUGGUACUUCAGAAAUAAGACUGAAAGAUGUAAAGCAAUCGGAAUUCGCAAAACUGAUUGUAACGAGUAUAGGUGGUUCAGAUUAUUCACAAUCACAAUAUUUUACUUUGUAUCUGACAUGCAAAUGACAAACUGAUUUCUUCUAUAUGCUGAGCUGUCAGCAUUGAUUCAGAGUAUUCAAAGUAGUUUUGAAAAGGUUGUAUUUUAAAUCAAGUGAGUAAACAUUAUCUUUUGUAUUUGAAAUAAAUUGUGGAUUUGAU
Molecule: messenger RNA, 1423 nt
Organism: Neolamprologus brichardi
Lineage: Eukaryota; Metazoa; Chordata; Actinopteri; Cichliformes; Cichlidae
Product: serine protease 27
Biological process (GO): proteolysis
Molecular function (GO): serine-type endopeptidase activity
Source: RefSeq, a predicted model, not a curated record